Molecule: messenger RNA, 840 nt
Organism: Plasmodium gonderi
Lineage: Eukaryota; Apicomplexa; Aconoidasida; Haemosporida; Plasmodiidae
Product: variable surface protein
Exons: 3
Coding region: 1-840 (279 amino acids)
Source: RefSeq, a predicted model, not a curated record
AUGGUUGCCACUAAAAUAAACAACAGUGAUUAUGAUUUUACCGAUAUAUUUCCCACAUGCAAACAAGAGUAUGACGAAGCUAAAAAUAGCUGUAGUUUCGUUUCUUUUAACAAUCCUUUUGGUCCUGUGUGCAGUGUUAUGGGACAAUCACUUGGAAUUACAGAUUAUACAUUUCCGUGGACUUGUCAAGAACUUAGUUGUUAUUUAAAUAAUAUUAAAAGUAAAAAGGUCGAUAGUAUAGAAAGAAACUGUAAAUAUUUCAACUACAUGUUAAAAUAUGUAUUAGUUAAUUAUACUCCUACUUGCGAGGAAGAAAAAAGUUGUUACAAUAAAAUGAUAACUUUAUACGAGGCAUAUGAUAAAUAUGAAUUUGAUAAAUGUAAAACAUAUGUUGAUAAUCUUGAUCAUGAUACAUUUUCUAAAUUUCAAAACCUAUAUUGGCUAUAUAAUAAUCUAAAAAAUUUUGAAAUUGAUAGUCAUAAAUGCCCCAAGGAUAGAACAUACUUUAAAAAAUAUAUGAAAUUUUAUGAAAUUUGUCAAGCAAAUAAUAAUUCUAGUUAUUGUGAUGUACUCAGAAAAUUUAAAGUAGAUAAUAUGAAAAGUACAAAAGAUGAAAAUGCAUGCUCUGUAAAUACAAAAAUAUUACAUCAAGCUGACAGGAGAGAUAUUCGUAAGUAUAUACCUUAUGGUUCAUAUGUAAAACCGCGCAUACUAAAGUUAAUGAAUAUAUGGAAUGGAAAAAAUAAUGAACUACCUAUUUUAAUUGAUUCAUCUGAAGAAAAAUACAAAAAUUUAACUGAUAUAAAUUAUCUAAUAUCAUAUAAAUCCUUAGACUACUAA